UUUUCACAGCUGCAGUAUAAAGAAAACACUGUUUUGCCGACUGUGGGGUCUGAAGAGGUAACAAUCCCGGGCAGACCAGUCUGGUGUUUAUUCUCAUUUCAAGGUGAACAGAAGAUGGAUGUCGCCGAAUUGUCUGACUCACCGGGGGUCAUUCAAGAAUCUUGCGAAGAGUCAAUGGACCAAGCACGAUCAACAAUAACCAAAAUUUUCAAUGGCGAGCCGCACUCCUACACACGAUUUAACCUGACCCAAAACAUGGAAGGUGACAACAGCCAAGUGGAGAUGAAGCUUUCCUCUGACAUGGAUGAGGAGGUUGGGGGGAACGGCGUUGGGGAGCGCCACGGUCAUGUCUCCAACCGCAAACCCUACGUAACCCAAAGGUUUGGUCGUACACCCAAAAACCUGAUCUUCAUGGCAGCAGCUGUCCUCCUCAUUUUUAUCAUCGGAUUCUUGAUCGGCUACCUGGUUCAGCAGAGUAAAGCCUUGGCCCCCACCUGUGCUCCCUCUGUCGUCCCUGCUGGCCUCCCUGCUGACGUCCCUGUUGAACAUGAGACAGGUGCUGCUCCCCUCAUGGACUGGGACGUUGUCAAAGGCCUACUUGCUAAACAACUGGGUGCAGGCAGAUUAGACUCUGUUUUCAGCGAGUUUUUGAGUAACGACCACCAGGCUGGUUCUGAUGGUGAUGAAAUCCUGGCUAAUAGAGUGCUCAGAAAGUUUAAACAGUAUGGCAUGAAAACCUGGACUGACGAGCACUUUAUCAAGGUUCAGGACCCUCCAACUACUGUCUCAAACAAAAUCGUUUUCAAGAACUUGGAGAUAAAACAAACUGGAUUCCUGUCCUACAGUGCCACUGGAAGUGUAACGGGUGCUGUGCUCUAUGGCCAUUAUGGGCGGGAAGCUGACUUCAGGCUGCUGCGAGACAAGAACAUUGACAUUAAUGGGAGGGUGAUGCUCAUCAGAGCUGGUAGGAACAGCUUUGCAGAGAAGGUGGCCAAUGCUGCCAAAUUGAAUGCCUCCGCUGUGCUGAUCUAUCCUGACCCCACUGACUACUCUUUUGGAGAGACCACUGAGCUUUAUGGACAUGUCCACUUGGGUUCCGGUGAUCCUUACACCCCUGGCUUCCCCUCCUUCAACCACACCCAGUUUCCUCCCAUACAGUCUUCAGGCCUCCCCAAAAUCUUGGCUCAGACUAUUACACAAGCCACAGGAAUCAAGAUACUGAGGAGUCUGGGAGGUCAGAAUCCGCCUGACGAUUGGGUUGGUUUCAGCAAACUAGGAGACAGUAAUGACAUGGUUACUGUGGAAGUCAACAAUGUUCUUGUUGAGAAGAAGAUAAAUAAUGUCUUCGGGGUCAUCAAAGGCUUCGUGGACGCAGACCGCUACGUGGUUAUUGGUGCCCAGAGAGAUGCAUGGGGUCCAGGCUUUGCUGCAUCAACGGUGGGCACCAGCGUCCUGGUUGAGCUGGCCCGUUCCAUCUCAGACAUGGUGAAGAACGAUGGAUUCAAGCCACGGAGGAGUAUUGUGUUUGCCAGCUGGAGCGGUGGCGAAUAUGGGAGCGUUGGUGCCACUGAGUGGUUAGAGGGUUAUCUGUCUUCUCUGAGCAUGAAAGCCUACACCUACAUCAGCCUGGAUGGCAUUGUUACAGGUCGCAGUGGAUUUAAAGUAGCGGCCAGUCCCUUGCUUCACAGCCUGAUUGGAAGCACACUGAAGGAGAUACAGAUGGACACUGGGACUCUGGCCUCGAACUUUGGAGGAAGCAAAUGGGAAAAAGAAAUAUUGCAGCCUCUGAAGAUGGACAACGCUGCAUAUCCCUUCCUUGCCUUUUCUGGCAUUCCCUCAGUCUCUUUUGGAUUCACUGCUGGUAGUUCAGACUACACUUACUUCGGCACAAAACUGGACACCAUGGAGAGGCUCAGGACUGCCACUGCCGGCCAAAUGUCUGCGCUGGCUGAAAAGGCAGCACGAUUUGCAGGUCAUAUCACGCUGAGGCUGGUCCAUGAUCAUCUGCUGCGGUUCGACCUGAUGAAGUAUGACUCCAUAAUCCGUACCCAAGUAGCUCAGAUCUACAUGAAGGUCAAAACUAUUCAGAGGCUGCAGCCUAAUAUCCUGCCCAAGGCCCUGACAAUGCAGUGGUUGAUGUCAGCCUCUGGCUCCUACAGCCGCGCCUCUCGCAGCCUGACUACAGACAUCCAGGACAGUGACCUGGAGGACAUCGAGAUGUGUCGCCUCAUCAAUGACCGCAUCAUGACAGUGGAAAGGAACUUCCUGUCCCCCUACGUUUCUCCCAGAGAUAGUCCUUUCCGUCACAUCCUGCUCGGCUCUGGCCCCCACACCCUCAAGGGUCUGGCCAACCACCUUGACGCCCUCAGAGUGAACAGCCCCGAGGCAGACACUGAUGUGUUCCGCAACGAGUUUGCCCUGGCGACCUGGACCAUUCAAGGCUGCGCCAACUCGCUAGCAGGCGACAUCUGGUCUUUGGAUAAUGAAAUCUAAAAAAAAAAAAAAAAAGAAAAAGAAAAGAAGUGCUAACCGCCCUUCGUUCAUGGUAUGGCCCUCCCAUCACAACUGACAGUGUAACAACAGUCCUCUGUUGUGAUUAACUAACAGUUUUGGCUAUUUCGAUUAAACAUCAAGCUAUAUCUAAAUGGAUACUUACAUCAUAGUCAUCACCACUACUCUAACAUUGAAUUGAGCUGCUUCAUAAAGCCAAACAUUAAUGAUACAACAUACAUAAGCCUUUUGCCUUAAAAAAAUAGAUUUCUUUUUUUUUUUUUUGGGUAAAGAACAAAAUCUUAAAUCUGAAAAUGUGGUGAUUUACCACAGUCUUGAAUUCUUUGGUGCUAUUAACUACCUUCAGAUGCUCAUAUUCUGUGAACGCAUUUAAUUGGUACUGCCUCUAAAUGAGUUGAAUGUAGGGAUUUUUAUUUUAAUUUUUCUUCCAGUACAGUAUUGGGCAAGAGCUCAGAUACCAAAACAUCUAUAAUUCCAGUACUGCUGUAAGCUAAUUAUUUGUUUACCACAAUAAUUACAAUUCCUAACGUCUGGCGUUUCCUCUGCUGCUGGAGCCUGAUGUUCAGACCUGGGCCAAUGUUCUGUGCUGGACGUGACUACAUAAGUCACUAUUAGAGAUUCUGAAAUUUCAAAAAGCAAGUUACAUAUACAUUACAAUUGUAUGCGAAAGUUAAAAUUCAGGCUGAUCUGUGCAGGCCUUUCAAAAAGCAAGGGAGAAGGUCUUCAACCAUGUGGCACUGAAACAAACCGUUUGUCUAUUUAUUGUGUUAUUUAUUUAUCAGUGGCAGGGUUCACUAUAAAUAGUUUUUUUUAUUGCCUUUUUAUAUAAAGUAUAAUUAUCGGAAGCAGUGCCUUCCAUAAUUAUGACAGUUAUACUGUCGAAAUGACAAAAGCAGCAUCUGCUUAGGGAAGUGUACAUGUUGACCGACGACCAGUACCGACCAGAGCAAUCGGGUUCACCUCUGAGUCAUUAUCUUUUCCUACAUAACUGACACUAGACUGGCGUUUUCACAACGCCAGCUCACAUAUCACACCUAACAAUACUUACUGAACACUUCUGGGCGUCUCACCGGUACCACGUCUUUGGUUCAUGUACACUUCUCGACCUGAAAACAUUAUCGGGAGCAGUGUCUUCCAUAAUGUGAAAAAAAGAAGGUAGUUUUUGCCUACCAGUGGGUGUCCGUAUCGGAGGCAGUGCCCUCCAUAUUUCACUGUAGGAGUGGAUGUUUUUAUUAUCGGGAACAGUGUUUCCCAUAAUGUGUAAAUACAUUGCAUAGCUUACAGUAUGCACGUUCGCAUCUUUACGUCCCUUUUGUGUUUCCAUGCUAAUGCUUCCACAGUUUCCUCAGACAGAGUGAGGCCUGAGCUUGUGUUGACAGAUCAGCAUCUGUCUCUUUGGGAAGAUAAAGAAGCAUAUCUUUAGUGAGAGGUUGAUCUUGUUUUAAUCAAAUGCUGGUAUUGUUUUGUCUUUUCUUUGCUGCGUAUGCAACUAAUAUGGAAAGAGAGUUCCUUUAAAGGUGUACUAGGGGGUAUUUGUUUGUUCUGUUGCGUAAACACAACAUUAAAUCCUGGCCAGUGAGCCCUGGUUCAUCAGUCUAAAGAGAAACGUGGGAGUUGAGCUAGACAGUGAAUGAAGAGAGGGAGCAGUGUUUUCGAUUGUUUCAUAGAGAUUACGUUCUACAGCACAAGCUAACAUGACCACACUUCUAAACAGGGCUUGCUUUGGCGGAUUUUGUGUUGUGAGUGGCACUUUACCGACUGCCCUGAGAUCGCAGCCCUCACACUUCUAGUGGCUGAUGUUUGAGAUAGAUUACUUUUUGAGAGUAUGUAAAUUGUUUUUAUUUUAGGAUGAACCUACCUGGUAUACCUUUAAAGAGGAGCCUUUGGGACCACUCACAGCGGUGUGGUCCAAUGUUUCCAUUAACACCACCACUCUGCGUUAUGGAUUUAGUUUCUGAUGAUUCACUCGGUGUGAUAGUACGUACUUCUAUUUUGAUGUGUUCUUCUCGAGAUUAAUUUUGUGCCUUUCUCCUUUGUGACUGCAUAAUACAGCUGAGAUUCUACACUGAGUACUUAAAGGGGUUUUAGAGUUUCUUGUUUGGCUUGUUUUGGUGUUUUUUUUUCUUCCCAUUGUCUGCUACAAUCAGUUGUUACUGGUUUAUAAGCCUGUUGAGCUCCAACACCAUUAGAUAAAGUUAUCAGAAGAAUUGGGGGGAAAAAAAACUGAUGUGAAUGGAUUCAAAAUUACAGAAUAAAUGUUGCACUACUUAACAGAGCCCUCCUUUCUGUAGCUGAUCUGAAGUUUAUUCACACUGUCACUGUUUUUAAUUGAAAUAUGUAAAGCAACCAUAGAUUUUUUUUUUUAUUAUUGUUUUAGUCCAGCAACCAUUUUAAGAUCAAUCAUUUUGAGUGAUUGGAUAAAUAUUCUAAUAUAUUCUGAGCUACUCUGAGUCAUGUGUGGCAGUUUAAGUUGUACUUCAGAUAUCUGCAACUGGUGCACCCACAAAAAUGUUAUCAACAGUCAAGACACAAUCUUAAAUAAGUUUCUGUUUAUUUGGAGGUCAUUCAAAAUUCUGACAACAUGGAUAAAGGGUGUGUUUGAAAAUUGUCCAAGUAUUGUGCUUUUUCUCCCUCAAACUGUAUACAAGUCUGCUUAGCUUUACUUUUUUUGUUGCUGCAAUAAACAAUCACAUGUGUUUAAA
Messenger RNA from Mugil cephalus (flathead mullet), 5213 nucleotides. Its product is annotated as transferrin receptor protein 1-like. Gene Ontology annotation, biological process: iron ion transport; intracellular iron ion homeostasis. Gene Ontology annotation, cellular component: external side of plasma membrane. The transcript is spliced from 18 exons. The record is from RefSeq and is a predicted model, not a curated record. Bases 115 to 2493 code for a protein of 792 amino acids. NCBI's taxonomy places the organism in Eukaryota, Metazoa, Chordata, Actinopteri, Mugiliformes, Mugilidae.